AUGUCUAGUACAAGUGCUAUUCGUAUUCCCUCGCGCGCAAAACCUGCUAAGCAAGCGUUAAUCUUCCUGCAUGGCCUUGGCGACUCAGGAUCUGGCUGGUCGUUCUUUGCUGAGUUCUUGCAAAGAGACCCAGCCUUCAAAAACACAAAUUUUGUGUUUCCCAAUGCGCCCACCAUGAGGAUCACUGCCAAUGGAGGCUAUCCAUCGCCAUCUUGGUUCGACAUACGUGAAUGGGACGAGUUGCAAUCCAAACCGGACGUGGAUGGGUUUGUCAAGUCUUUGGACUUAGUUCGUAAUCUUGUGGAUGAACAAAUUCACAAUGGAGUUCAACCAACGAACAUUAUAGUGGGCGGUUUUUCACAAGGUGCUGCCUUGGCCCUGGCAAGCUCCGUCACACUGCCUGUCAAGAUCGGAGGGUUUAUUGCUUUGUCCGGUUUUUCUGUCAUCAACGACAAAUUGACACAGAUAAGGAAUUCGGUCAAUAAGGACACUCCCGUUUUCCAUGGCCACGGCGAUGCGGAUCCUAUAAUCGCGCUGAGAAUGGGCCAGACGGCUCAGAAAUUUUUUAGCGACUCGUGCGAGCUUUCUAAAUACACCAUGAACGUCUAUCCUGGAAUGGCCCACAGCACCUGCCCUGAAGAAAUUGAUGAUGUUGUGAAGUUUCUUCGGAAUGCUUUAGAGCUAAAUCAAUAA
This is a messenger RNA of Lachancea nothofagi CBS 11611, 693 nucleotides long. Lineage: Eukaryota; Fungi; Ascomycota; Saccharomycetes; Saccharomycetales; Saccharomycetaceae. The record is from the annotation of a GenBank genome assembly.